Saprolegnia diclina VS20 is the source of this 1471-nucleotide messenger RNA. RefSeq lists its product as hypothetical. The record is from RefSeq and is a predicted model, not a curated record. The transcript is spliced from 8 exons. Gene Ontology annotation, molecular function: protein binding. NCBI's taxonomy places the organism in Eukaryota, Oomycota, Saprolegniomycetes, Saprolegniales, Saprolegniaceae. The coding region runs from base 48 to 1385 and encodes 445 amino acids.
GAUAGCUCGCCCGUUGAGGGAGUUUUGCGACAUCGAAGAUCGCCGUCAUGCUUCGCAGCAACAACGCAGCACCGGUGCUGGAUCUGCCGAGCCUCAAGGCCCCCGAGCGCAACGAUCUUGUGGACGUCGAUGGGUGGUACACGGACGCCCAUGAGCUGCCCGAAGCGUCGGGCUCGGACGACGAGCUUGACAUUGCAUUGGUCUCGUCGCGCCUGUUGCCCGAGAGCCCCAGCGAGGCGCCUGUGAAGCAGCGUGCCUACGACGUCCACUUUGACGCUGGCCCCUUGGGGCUCGAGCUCGAGCGAGACUGGUCUGGGGAGCUCACGCUCGUCAAGCACAUCGCGCUUGACGGGCCGGCCCAAGCGAGCGGCUUGAUCCGGAUCGGCGACGUCUUGCACGCGAUGGACCACAUCUCGUGCUUGCACCUUUCCUUGGCCGAGACGCAAUCGCGACUCGCUACCCCCGGGCCCCAUACGCUGCACUUGACGUCGCCCUGCAGCUUUAGCGACGUCGAGCGCGAAGUAUGUAUCGCCAAGCAGUGCAUCCACGAACACAAGGCACGCUUCUACCAGCCGCUCGAGACGCCCAGCGACAACGGCCUCCUUCUCGGAUGCAUUGAGCGCUACCGCGGCGACGACGUCACGUCGUUUCAUUUGCACCGCGAAGACACGGGCGAGUUUCUCUUGGCCUGCAGCUGCGAGAGCGACCUCUCGGGGCCGUUCCUCUUCCAUACGCUUCGCGACACCCAUCUUCGCCGGUGGAAGGAUCUGCCCCGCGGCGAAGACUGCGCCGUGUACAUGGGCGAACUAGUCGAGAAUUUUCUCGGCACUGAGUUUCGCGUGUUGGACCACGCGCGCCGCGAACUCGGCUUCUUCGUCUACGAAUCGAACGUCCUCGGGCGAUGCCCCAACAGCCUCACGCUGGCGCUCAAUCGCGAGCCGCACGGACCACCGCCCAGCGAGCGCUACAAGAAGCAGCAGCAAGAGCGGGAUCCGUCGGUCCUUGACCGCCUCCGCCUCGAAGUCGAGUCGUUUGUCGAGGCGCUCACGUCCCCGCGCAAUAGCAAGCAGCUGUCGCCUGCGUACGACGCUGUGGCGCAAGACGACGACGACGCGAGCGACCUCGCGCUCUUCCAAACGACCAAGCCCGCGUGGAGCGAAGCGAUUCAUGCGUGGACGCUCCAUUUUGACGGCCGCGUCCAUGUUCCGUCCAAGAAGAACUUUCUCCUCAGCGCGCUCGACGACGCCAACGAGCGGACGGUGCUGCGCUUUGGGAAGGUCUCCAAAGUCCGAUUUACCCUGGAUUUUCAAGCCCCCUUGUCGCCAUUGGUCGCACUCGCAGUCGCAGUCUCGGCGUUUGCCAAGAAGCGCAUCGUGACGUCGUAACCUAAGCUCACAAACAGGAAAACUGGCAAAAAGGCAAACUGGCGAAUUGGGAAAAUAAGAAAAACUAAGAAAAUGCAAAACCAGUG